ACGAAAGUGCAAUGUAGCGCGAGCAUUGCGCGCCUUUUACAUUGUGGAGUUGAUCUUAGUUUUCCCACUGAAAAUGAAGUUUACCUGCAGCAUAUGCAUGGACAAUUUCAGCAGCGAGAAUAUCGACAACAUAAAUGCCACCGGUUGCGGCCAUGUUUUCCACGAGAUGUGCCUUCUCCACUGGACGGAGAUGUCCAAGACUUGCCCGGCUUGCCGGAAGCCGUUGCGCCCGAAGCAAGUGUUCAAGCUCUAUUUUAACCUGUCUGAAACUAAAGAAGUUGACGUGGGAGAUCUUCAGAACAAGCUAGACGACGCGAAGGCGCAGCUUAGGGCCGCAAACGUAGAGAAGAUCAAACAGCAAGAAGCAGCCGACACGCUUAAGGCUUUCCUCAUUCAGCGGGAAGAGGAAGUUCAGAAGUUUAAGGACAAGUACAUGACUGCCCUCGGCGAAAAGUCUCAGUUGCAAGCUAAGAUACAGUCUAUGCGAAAGGAAGUUUCAGAAAAGCGCCAGCUGUACGACGAAAACAUUGCGUUGCGCUCUCGAGUUACGGACUAUGAAAGUCUCAGAAAGCUGAUAGACAGCAAUGCAAAGGAAGCGGAAGAGCUUCUCAAGUCUUACGCAGAAGGACCCGGCGCGUUGAAGCUUUUGUCGACGUAUUGUUGCCUGGUGAAACGCCAACUGCAGACUGUGACAGACAGCCGGUCACAGCUGAACAAAGAGGCACUAGACCUGCGUAAGAAGGUGGCCUAUUUGGAAGUUCUGUCCAGAGAGAGGGCAGCCCGCAUACGCACAUUGGAAGGGGACGUGAGUCACCUCAAGGAGAUGCUCCACAGAGCCGAACUGAAAGCAGAGAAGAGCAGCGCUUCUGCGAGCACAAGUGCCAAUGAUAGCAUAAUUGCAGAAAGCCCAGCACCUGAACGGUUGAAACGUCCACGCUUGACAAACCCAGAAGAAACGCCUUCUCCGGGUGUUGCCUCUCCAGCUCUUCGUAUCGUGACCUCGGCUUGGCAUUCGAAGCCUCCAGAUGGUGCAACGCCAACAAGGGAACCGCUGUUGCCACGAAAAGCAAAUUUUUUUCGUCCACCUGCUGUUACAGACUCAUUCAAGUCGGUCAUCAGGACGGGCUACAAUGGUCUAGGUGGUCAUUCAAAGCAUAUAGUCGGAUCAAAGCCAUCGCUGAAAAAAUUUUAAGUUCAAAGUUGGGUCUCACAUACGCCAUUGCUGGCUUAAUUUGUUUUGUAUAAAUUUGUAUUAUAUUAUAAGCAAACAUGUAUUGGGAUUUCUUAUGUUGAUACCAAAGUGUAAUAGUAAAUGAACUUAAGCUUCACAUUUUUACAUUAAUUUUGACACUUGUGUACAUGCCUCUUCGUUUAUAAAAAAUAUACUUAGCAUGAAAAUAAAUGGUAUGUCAGUAUUUGUAUA
Rhipicephalus microplus (southern cattle tick) is the source of this 1423-nucleotide messenger RNA. Its product is annotated as E3 ubiquitin-protein ligase TRAIP. Gene Ontology annotation, cellular component: site of DNA damage; nucleus. The record is from RefSeq and is a predicted model, not a curated record. Gene Ontology annotation, biological process: protein ubiquitination; replication fork processing. Gene Ontology annotation, molecular function: ubiquitin protein ligase activity. Lineage: Eukaryota; Metazoa; Arthropoda; Arachnida; Ixodida; Ixodidae.